AUGGCCCAGCGUGUGUCUGUAGCUGAUGGCGCCCGCAAGAAGACCUCCAGGGUGAUGGUCUCAGUUCGUCUGCGUCCGUUUAUGAACAAACAAGAUGAGAAAGGCGAGGGACCUUGUGUGAGAGGCUUGGACUCACAGAACCUGGAGAUUGUUAACUGGAGAAAUGCUACAGAAACGCUCAAAUACCACUUCGAUGUUUUCCACGGUGAGCAAACAACACAGCAAGAAGUGUUCCUGACAUCCGUGAAGCCCAUUUUACCACAUAUAACCAGGGGUCAAAAUGCAAGUGUGUUUGCAUAUGGGCCAACAGGAGCUGGCAAGACGCACACAAUGUUGGGCAGUUCAGAGCAGCCUGGCGUGAUUCCUCGUGCUCUCGGCGAAGUUUUCAAUCUGGUCAAUGCUCAGAAGGAAGACGAGGGUUGGGACUACUCCAUUGGAAUGUCGUAUUUGGAAAUUUACAAUGAGAAGGUACUGGAUCUAUUAUCGCCAAAUUCCCAAGAUUUGCCCAUCCGUGAAGACAAAGACAAGAACAUUCUGAUACCGGGCCUCACGCACACAACAAUAACGUCGUUUUCCGACUUCGAGCGCCAUUUUGUGCCAGCUAGCCUCAAUCGCACGACGGCCUCGACCAAACUCAACCAGCGCUCCAGUCGAAGUCACGCUAUCCUCCUCGUAAAGGUGGUACGCACUCAGCGCUGCCUACCGCGCCGCCAACAAACGGGUAAACUCUACCUGGUGGACCUGGCCGGCUCGGAGGACAACCGUCGCACGGGCAACCAGGGCAUCCGCCUGAAAGAAAGCGGCGCCAUCAACCUGUCGCUCUUCACGCUCAGCAAAGUGGUGGACUCGCUUCGGUCAGGCGCGUCGGUGCGCGUGCCUUACCGGGACAGCAAACUGACGCGCCUGCUCCAGGACUCCCUCGGGGGAUCGGCGCACUCGCUCAUGAUCGUCAACAUCGCGCCAGAGUACGAGUACUGCUACGAUACGGUCGGCGCGCUCAACUUCGCGGCGAAAUCCAAGCUGAUUAUCAACAAGCCUUUCACUCAGGAAACUAUAGCCGUGCUGCCAGUGAAACGGGCCAGAGAGGAGCACGAGGCGGGGCAGUCUGGCACGGAGCCUCACAAGAAGAAGCAGAAGGACGAGAAGAAGCCGGAGCCUCACAGCCUGCCACAACCAUCGCUCAUAGAUAGGCUGCUAGCGCUGGAAAAGCGGGUGAUGCUCUGCGAGGGUAAAGAAAGAGCUGGUGCUCAGAAGGCGAUCCAGGAGCUAAAAGAGGAGCACAAGGCCAAUUUGGCCAAGAAGUCCAGGAACAGCGUGGCGCCUUUGCAGCCAAGGCAGGUCAACGUUUCAAAAGGAAAGGCACAGCAGGUCAUGGUGCAACCGCUACUGGAUCACACUAAUGCGUCCCGGCAGCUCGUCGUCAGGAAGCAGUCUGUGUGUGUCAAGAAGGAAACAACGGCCAUACUUCCGGACGGCAAAGAGAACCAAGUGAUGAACAGUUGGGAGUCCCAGCUGGACCGGAAUCUUCUGGAACAAUCCAGGCAGAAGAUUCUCCAGAUCCUCAACACGGGCUCGCUCAAAGAGCUGAAAAGCCUGCAUCAGAUCGGCGCCAAGAAAGCCGAGCUGAUUAUGGGAUGGCGGGAAGUGCACGGCGCCUUCACCAAGCUGGAAGAUCUAAGUCAAGUCGAUGGCAUGACAGAAAAAAGAUUUUCCACAUUCAUGAAGGCGAGUAAUGUUAACCUUUUGAGUCUGAUGGCAAAGUGA
Messenger RNA from Nerophis lumbriciformis (worm pipefish), 1764 nucleotides. NCBI's taxonomy places the organism in Eukaryota, Metazoa, Chordata, Actinopteri, Syngnathiformes, Syngnathidae. The record is from RefSeq and is a predicted model, not a curated record.